Molecule: messenger RNA, 1409 nt
Organism: Uranotaenia lowii
Lineage: Eukaryota; Metazoa; Arthropoda; Insecta; Diptera; Culicidae
Gene: rswl
Product: mitochondrial ribonuclease P protein 1 homolog
Exons: 2
Coding region: 99-1337 (412 amino acids)
Biological process (GO): positive regulation of mitochondrial translation; mitochondrial tRNA 5'-end processing
Cellular component (GO): nucleus; nucleoplasm; mitochondrion
Molecular function (GO): tRNA binding
Source: RefSeq, a predicted model, not a curated record
AAAAAGUGAAGUCAACCGCAUGUAAACAAUUAGGAAUUAUUACGCGAAAUAAAAAGCGAAUAAGAUUUUAUCAUACAGUCACACAUUCAUUAUUCAAGAUGUUGCGAACAAUUUUCGAGCAUGGAUUAAUAGCAGCUGGGUUUCUCAAAUCGGCUAAACCCCAUCGAUUAGUGUACCAGACAAAACUUAAACCGGCAUGGACACAGAUGCACAAACAUUACGCAAAUUUGCCGAAUAGUGAUUCGCUUGUGGAUCAAUCCGCCGAAAAAGGAAACCAAGAAUCCGACGUUUCGUUCACUCCAUCAGAGACCGAUAUCGAUAAAAAGCGAAAAAUAUUGGAGCUGGAAAUGGAAGUGAUGCGACAGGAGGGACGCAAAGUUCCUACACCGGCCAAAAUCAAGGAACAGUACUGGCAGCAUCUGUUAGGAUUGGGAUCCAGAAACCAGAGGCGGAACUACUACCUGUACCUCUGGAACAUUGAGAUGAGCAAAGAAAAUCAAAGGAUCAAAAAAGAACAACGCAAGGUGGAAGUGGCAAAGAGAAGGGAAGAGCUGGACAAAGCUAAUGCCGAUAACGAUCAUAUUAUCUACGGAUUGUUUCACAAUACCAUGUUUCUUAGAAUUUAUGAUACAGCGAUAGACCAUUUCCAUAACAAUAAGUUGAUCCAGGCAAUGCGUUUUGGUCAAAAUCUGGUGUUCGACUGUUCGUACGACGAAUACAUGAACGAAAAAGAGAUGAAAAACACGGCCAAACAACUGAUGCUGUGUUUCGCUAUCAACAGAAUGCAUAACGAGCCUUUUAACAUUCACCAUUGCAAUGUAAACUUCAACAAGACUACCAUGAAGGCGCUUCAAAAGCAUCUGGUCCAAAUCCAUGAACCCCAUUUUCCCAUUAACGUUAGCGAGAAAAGUUACCUGGACCUGUUCCCGAAGGAACGGCUGGUCUAUCUGACACCACACUGCAAGAAUGACUUAGAAUGCUUCGACCCGGACGAUGUGUAUAUAGUAGGUGCCAUGGUAGACAAAACCUCACAGGAAGCUAUUUCGCUCGGAAAGGCCAAAAAACAGGGACUGCGGAUGGCUAGGCUUCCGUUGGAUCAGUACUUCCAGUUUAAAAGUGGUAAAUCGCUGACCAUCGAUCAGAUGUUGCAAAUUUUGCUGGAACUCAAAAGUUCCAACAAUUUCGAGAAAGCGUUGGAAUAUGUGCCCAAGAGAAAGGUUAUCUCAUUAGAUGAGGCUCGAGCACAACAGCAGCAGCGAACGAUCGAGCGAAAACAAAUGGAGAAGUUCAAGUUUAGCGUAAGGACAUUUUCGGACCGCAAGUACAAUAAACGAUAACCAGCCGUGCUAGGAUAUGUUGGAAUUAGUAGCUCGUAUCAUUGUUUGAUAAUAAAUUAUCGAUAAAAAUUA